Arabidopsis lyrata subsp. lyrata is the source of this 2245-nucleotide messenger RNA. Its product is annotated as putative F-box protein At3g24580. The transcript has a single exon. The record is from RefSeq and is a predicted model, not a curated record. Gene Ontology annotation, molecular function: protein binding. Bases 265 to 1392 code for a protein of 375 amino acids. Lineage: Eukaryota; Viridiplantae; Streptophyta; Magnoliopsida; Brassicales; Brassicaceae.
CUGUAGGGUUUUAAAUUUGUUAUAUUACACAAUAUCUUGCCGCGGAAGAAAUCCGAACUCGCAAAGGAAAAGGAAUAUGUUUUUUUCCUCUGUUUAAAAUUUUUGUUUUGUCAUCAUAUCUUUUCGUUUAGGGUUAUCUGAUGUUACAACGAGGUGGGAGAAAACCGGUAAUCACAGAAGCAUAUUGAAAGCGGUUUUGAAGAUACAUCGAUCAUCGUUGAGACUUAUACUACGCUACAUCGAUCAUCGUUAAGACUUGAAACAAUGACUAAGAUAUCUAAUCUUCCUAAGGAUUUGGUGGAGGAGGUGCUCUCUAGGGUUCCGUUAACAUCUUUAAGAAAUAUCCGAUUAACUUGCAAAAAGUGGAACAUUUUAUCCAAAGGUGAGAGCUUUGCAAAGAAGCACCUUGGUGAUCAAGCAAAAGAAGCAGCAACGGAAAGAGAGUUUAUGAUGGUCAUGAUGAUGGAUUUUAGGGUUUAUUUGAUGCGAGUCAAUCUUCACAAUGACGUUGAGUCAUGUAUAAAGCCUGAAGGUGAACUUAUUUGCUUAGACGAAGAAGACGAUGUAUCUCAAGUCUUUCACUGCGACGGUUUAUUGUUAUGCAUUAUGGAAGAUAACACUAGGAUUGUGGUUUGGAACCCGUAUUGGGGGCAUACCUGGUGGAUCGUGCCUACACAUAAUUUCCACAAAUUGGACGUUUAUACGUAUGCUCUUGGAUACAAGCAGAGCAGCAAAUCAUGUCGCAGCUACAAAAUCUUGAGAUUUAUUGAUUUUUCUCGCACUUGUUUUGAAUUCAAAAUCUACAAUAUAAACUCUGAUUCAUGGAAGGUUCUUGAUGUCUCUCCAGAUUGGAAGAUAGAUUCUUAUAGUCGUGGCGUGUCUCUCAAGGGAAAUACGUACUGGUUUGCUAGAGAGAGGCAAGGAAGCAGUACUUUCUUAGUCUGUUUUGAUUUCACAAGAGAGAGAUUUAGAUCACGUUUUCCUCUGCCGAUUCAGCCGUAUAUUUUAGAUACCGUGAGUCUAUCUAGUGUUAGAGAAGAGCAGCUAGCGGUUUUAUUUCAGCGCUCAAGAUUAUCAGAGAUGGAGAUGGAGAUCUGGAUAACCACGAAACUUGAGCCCAACGCGGUGUCGUGGAACAGCAAGGUGUUCUUAGCAAUGGAUAUUGGCCUUCAAUUUCAGUUUCAAGUUAGAGCUGCAAGUUUCUUUAUCGAUGAGGAGAAGAAAGUUGUUGUGGUUUUUGAUAAAGAGAAAAAAUAUUUAGUGUCCACUCACAACAUAGCUUACAUCUUUGGAGAGGAUGGAACCUUGGAACAAGUGGAUCUUGGAUUAUCUGCAGACAAAUUUUGUUAUCCACUUGUGUGCUGUUAUGUUCCAAGUUUAGUGCAGCUUUAGUUAGUCCUCUACACAGUACCAAUAAUAUAUUUCUUGCAUAUUUAGUAUUUAUACUUUGUUUGCUUUCUCUUUUUUGUUUUCAUGUUCUUUGAACAAGAUUAUUAGUGAGAAUGUAUAUCAAAUUUGUUUCUCAACUUUUUUUUUGUUCAUUUCACUGCCUUGGGUUGCUUAAUUUCCUUGUUAUGUUGUAGUAGAUUCAUGGUAAAUACUUACAAGAUUCAAAGAUUCUUGGAGUUAAUCUUCGACCUUUGGUACACUCUGUUCUUAAUGCCCCUUUCUCAGUUCUGGCUUUGCUCAUUGGAGUCUAAUGCAGCUCUUGUAUGUCCUGCAAGUUCUGGUUCUCGAUACAGAGGCGAGAGGUUCAAGGAAGAAUAUCUGCAGAGAAUAAGUUGAGACAUAGCCAGAACAAUGCCGUUUUAAAUAGAGUAUGUAACCAAACAAAUUCGAUAUAGAACAAUUAGAACCAGAACUUGUAGCAGAUACAAAAUAGACGGUGAAAUUUGUUUUUACUCCUUGUUAUCUCAAUCGCCUUUAGUAGUAGACCGGCUCUCAUUUCAAGCUUGUUGUUUUUUUCAGAAUUAACCCACUCUUUCUUAUACUUGUCCAUUAUCUUUAACUAUGUCGAUCGGUUCAUCUGUGUACAUCUUCAAAACGUUGUUCAUUGUGUGACUAUCCGACUCUAUGUUCAUAUCUUUCAUCUUCUAUAUAAGAUUGUCGACCUCCUCUCGUUUUCCUAGCUGUAGACAGAGUAAUCCUUCAUGUUCUCCGGAAUGCUUCUUUCGAAAAACUUCUCUGCUUCCUCAAAACCCAACACAUUGUCAAUCACAUGAAAUAAAACUGUCAAAAAAAAAGU